Molecule: messenger RNA, 6783 nt
Organism: Neolamprologus brichardi
Lineage: Eukaryota; Metazoa; Chordata; Actinopteri; Cichliformes; Cichlidae
Gene: synpo2la
Product: synaptopodin 2-like a
Biological process (GO): positive regulation of actin filament bundle assembly
Cellular component (GO): nucleus; actin cytoskeleton; Z disc
Molecular function (GO): actin binding
Source: RefSeq, a predicted model, not a curated record
CACAGGGAGUAUGGGUGGGCACACAGAAGUGUGUGUGUGUGUGCGUGUGUGUGCUUGCAUGUUUGUGUGUUCAGGUGUGAGUGCGAGCUCAGAGGGAAGUCAGCACCCGGACAGUGUGCUAGGCGAGAGCAGGCCAGAGCUCUCCGAUGGGGCCCUGACUAGGGCCAAAGCACUGAGGGGGGGUCCUCAGAUGAAUGAUUAAAAACCUUAGAAGAAAAGAAAAUAACUACAAAAAAGAAGAAAAGAUAAAAAAGAAGAUCCAGAGAGAAGAACAAUGGUUGUAGAGGAAGUGAUAAUUACAUUGUCUGGUGGAGCGCCAUGGGGGUUUCGUCUCCAGGGAGGCGUGGAACACCAGAAACCACUCCAGGUAGCGAAGGUGCGCAAACGCAGCAAGGCAUGCAGGGCUGGGCUGCGGGAGGCUGAUGAGCUGGUCUCCAUCAAUGAGCAGCCAUGUGCAACGCUCUCCCAUGCCCAGGCCAUGAACCUCAUCGACAGUUCCCCUGGGAUAUUACACAUCCGGGUCAAAAGGGCACCUGCUGGUUUUCAGUCUGUGGUGCUUGUGACCCGAGCUCCAUCUCCCCGAAUAGACAAAGAGUACCGUGCUGCUCUGCGAGCUAUGUCACCAAAUCACCCUCACCAUGCACCUGUCCGUGAAGUCCAUCGUAGCCGCUCCACCCUAACCAGCGGCUUGACAUCGCCACCUGGGAGCGAGGCUUACUAUGGCGAGACUGAUAGUGAUGCAGAUGUGGCAGGCUACGAGAGACAACGCAGGCAGAAACGCCGAAGCCCCAGCAACUCCAACCCUGGGAAACCCACAGGACGAACCUCUCCUGAGGGUGGGGAGACAUCAGAAAUGAGUGGCUAUGACAGCGCUCCAGAUGCACAUGUUUACCCCCGUUUAUUGGAUGGUGGCGAGGGAAAUGGAGGAGGAGGUCUGCCAGGGGUGGCUAGAAGGGAAGUGAUUUACCAACCUCCUGGUCCCGGAAUGUGGUCUUCCCAGACAUCGACAGAGACUUCCUCUAUCAUAUCCUCAGCAGAUGACCAAGGGCCACGGGAUGCAGGGCAAGAGGAGGAUAGUGGCUUUUUAGAGCCUGCCAAUGUGCCACUGGUAUCUCCUGAGAGGGCAAAGGAGGCUCUGAUGCUUGGCUCCCGUAACCAGCUCGUGCCCAUGGUGGGGCCUGUAAAUAAACCCAUCGAUGAUGAGCUUACAACAACCUACAUGGAAAAGGCCAAGCAAGCCAAACUGAACAGAGGGGAUACACAGCAAGACAAACAAGUAAAGGAAGCCAAAAGCAAGUGUAGAACAAUCGCCUCUCUUCUGACAGAUGCUCCUAAUCCUCACUCAAAAGGUGUGCUAAUGUUCAAGAAGAGAAGGCAGCGCUCCAAGAAGUACACACUCACUAGCUUUGGCAGUGUUGAUGAGGACAGGUGUCAGGACUCACAAGAGGAGGAUGGGGUACUUCCUGGCAGUGAAUCUGAGUUUGAUGAGGAAGGUUUUUCAUCAGUUCCUGACCCGACUUGGGACAGUGACUAUCUGGAUAUGCUGGAAAAGAGGGCAACAGCAGGUACUGAAGGUCGUGGGGAUGGGGCAGAGGAUGCUCCGAGUCCAGGUUUGAGUGACACUGUGGGCAAGGGUGCCCAGUUAUUUGAGCAACAGAGAAAAAGGGUUGCUGAGCAUGCCAAGAAGGCAGAAGCAGCAAAACCUCAAGUACCUCCACAAUCCCAAGUCCAUGAGGAACCUCAGAUACUCCAGAUGUUUCAGUCACAACAAGAAGUAGAGCCACAAGUAGAAAUGAACUUACAACCUCAGCACAUAACACUACCUGGAACUAUAUCCACACAACCAAUCCUAUCACAAGCCCCAGGUCCAGUUCCUGUUGCAUCCCGUGGAAUGACUAAUGGAGACCUAAUCUACUCUGCAGUCAGCACAGCUAGCAUGGAGGAGUCAUCUCCACCAGUGGCACCCAAACCAGCUACUGCCUCAGUUACCAUUCUGACCAGUCCUGGUCAACCAGCCGAAACACCAUUGCCAGAACUACCUGUGAGUAAUGUUCUCAACAGGACAGCACGUCCUUUUACCCCUGGCUUUAUCAGCAUUCGGGCUGCAACUGCCCCUGUGACGUUCCGGCCACCUGUCACAAAGACAACCCAGCGUCCUGCCUCAACAGCUGUUGUGCCGCCACCAUUUUCCACUACAUAUGAACUAGACAUUAACAAUACAGCAGGAACUUCACAGCUAUCCCCUGGUACUUCAUCAGUGAUCUUGCCACAAACUUCCAUACUUCAAAGUUCCUUGGUCUCAAAGCCAGAAGCUCCUGUUACCUAUCACCCUCCAUCCCUUUCUACUUGUGUGCAGUCAACACCACCAAUUACUACUGCUCAGCAGGCUCCAUUUCCAAUUGUGACUCCAGCCUCUAUUCCAUCAGUACCACCAGCACCACAUGUACCAGUGAUUCUAGCCCCUGGUCCACCUACAUCCCAAAUUCCUGUGUCAGCUGACCAAGUUAUCCCAGUGUCUCCACUUCAAACACCAGUUGCUCAGCUACCACUGCAAUCUUCAAUUGCACCUUUUUCUCAAGUGUCAGUGGUCUCCCAGUCUGAAACUGUAGCACCAACCCCAGUUCCUGGUUCAACAGGUCGCACAGGAAUCUUGCUUGAGGCUCGAAGGCGUAGUGGGAAACUCAAACCAAUGUUCAAUGUGCCAGAUGUUAAAAAGAAAUCUCCCAAUCCUGAACUGUUGUCUAUGGUGCAGAAUCUGGAUGACAGAUCCAGCCGACACAACUAUGGCCAACCACCCGACGAGAAUAUCUAUGAUGAUUCUGAGGAAAUUAGAAGUGAUGAGGCUGGCAUAGGAAAGGUGCCUCCUCCAGUGGCACCCAAGCCACGAGUUGUUCACGAAGCUCCACAGAUUCUCCAAGCAGGAGGUAAGGGGGCCCAACUGUUUGCCAAAAGGCAGAGCCGUAUGGGUAUGUAUGUAGUGGACACUCCACCCGAGACUACUUACCAGAAGGAAGGGACAAUGCACAGUGCAGCACAACCCCUUGGUUCCUCCCUCAAUCCUUCACUUCCUUCUCAAUGGAAAUACUCCCCAAAUGUCCGUGCACCGCCCCCAAUUGGGUACAACCCACUUUUGGCCCCAUCUAUCCCUACUGGGCCUCAGAGAGAAACCAACAAGCCAGACAACAGGGGUAGAGGGAGCUCUCCAAGAGAGGGCAUCAAAGCACUAGAUUUCAUGAGAAGGCAACCCUAUCAGCUCAAUUCUGCCAUGUUUAACUAUGGGGGCAGUGCUAUUAAUCUAGCAGCUAUGCCUUCUUACCAAGCCCAGCAGCGUGACUACAUACCACCAAUGGUGGGAAGCUCCUUGACUUCACCAAGGCAGAUCCCCGUCAAAACAGCCCGUGUCUAUGAGGUCAAGCGAUUCUCCACACCUACACCUAUGUCUGGUCCAUCUCUCGCUCCUAAAGUCCUCGCACCACGCUCAGCCACUUGCCUUGGAGAACGUUUGACUCACUCUGGCAUGACCUCCCCACCUCCUGAAACCUUCACUCCAACUCCAGUCUCUGCCUUGACAACAGCACCAGACAGUAUACCAACCCCAGCUGCACCUCUGUCCCAACCAACUGGACCACCCAACCUUCCAAAAUUUUCUGCCACUCCCAUUCCAAACCCAGUGCCCCCUGCAGUCCCAACACCUUAUGCUCCAGUGUCAUAUACCACUGGGCUCCAGUCAGCCAAACAGUUUCAGAGUGCUCCUGAGCUCAGCAUCCUUGCCUCUCUGCCUCCACUCAAGUCCAACCCAGUACAGGCACCUAAACCACGAUUUGUGGCCACCAAGGGAGGUGUUCAGCCCCGUGUCUGGAGGCCAGGGGCAAUCUGAGGGCAAUGAAGCAGUCAGUACCGUGCUUGGACAUCUUCAUAUUCAUGAAAAGGCUAAUUAAUCAUGGACAGAAAUAUAUCUGACAAUUUUGUUAAUUGGUUGAUAGAAAAAACAUGGAGUUAAAGAUGUUUUAUGCUUUGGGAAACUGAUGGGCAAAGAUCAGGACUCAUCUGCAAAAAUUAGCUGAUGAAGUAACAUAAAAUGGCAAUUGAGUAUGAAAUUGAAAUAUAAAAAACAGGUGAGUUAAGUUAAAUGAGAACAAAAUAUAUAUAUAUUUUUUUGCUCAAAAUGCUGCUUAUCACAUUUAUUUUGCUACUAACAGAUUAAAUGAGUCACACUAGUUUUAAACGAUAUUGCCAUACACUGUAUAGCCCACCAUAUGCCUGUCCUGGGGGAGGUUUGUGUAAGGCUUCUGGAGAUCUCUUCUACUAAUUUAGCGGAAAACCCAUCUAAACAGAGCCUGUACUGAAUUAUUCUUUGAAACUUGAAAUGUCUGAAAAGUGAACCAUGAAUGAACGAAUGCCAUUAUGAGCAAAGCUCAAACCACUAAAAAUAUAUGUUGUGUGAUGUAGACUGGAGUAGGUGGAUCUUAUAACAUGUAAUUCACAGUACUCGCCCUAUUCAGUCAUGUACACUCUUUUUUUUUCUGGGUGUUUAAAUGAUGCUGUUUUUUAAACACCUCAGCUCACUAGAGUCUAUAAGUGAAGGCAAGGUUUGCUCUUGCAACGAGUCAGAUACCUCCACUCACUAUAACUAGAGAGAAAUGCUAUCUUUUUAGCCCAUGUCACAUACAACAAGUGCCUGGGCUGUCACUGAAUGAACACUUGUUACUGGAUAUCACUGCUUCUAUUUACUACCUAGACACACCAGAGUCUCCUUAGAAUCAGCGUGCACUUUGCAACUAUAUGUAAAUUCGUAACUUUUAUUAAACAAAUAACACAGAUGAAGAAAUGUGUAUUUUGUUUUGUAAAGUUGUAAUUUAUUCAGAGGGAAUGCAUGGGGAAGUAGAUAGACAGAGAAGCACUGGCCCUUCUGAAAGGGUUUAUGAAAAGAGAGCGGCUGUGGAACGAGGACAUAUUUAGGAGUAAUGGGGUCACAGUUCUGGUGUUGCCAUUUCACUGAAGUGGUCACAAUCAAAGUCAGACUUCUGUCUGUUGGUUUGAUACCUCACAGCCUCUAGAAAUUAAAUUAGAAUGACCAGGAAAGUUUGAGCCAUGAAGUUUGUUGGACAGAAGCACAGAGGUUUAGCUGUUGUGUUCUAAAUAACAAUGGGUGCUGUUAAAAAGUAAGGAGAAAUAUGUUUGAUGAAUAUGUGCUUCCAAAGACUGAAUAUGCUAAAGGAACGAGUAAGAAACACAGAAAGACUGUUGUGUUAUAUUUGUGGUACUCUUGGUUGAUUUUUUUUUUUUGAUUUUUUACCCUUUUUAAAAUACAGUUUCUCUUCAAGUUUGUUCUUGUUUUCAUUAUGUCAUUAGAAAACUAGAUCUUAGAUAUAGAUAUGCUGAGGUGUACAGUGUGAGUUCCUGAAAGUACAUGGAUUAAAUAAUGAGUGUGAAAAAUGUUUGUUAUUAAUGCUGAGUAGAAGUUUAUACUGACAGAUGACAAGGUAUUUUUAGAGGAAUAAAAUUAGACUUCAAGGCUCUCCAGCUGUCUGACAUGUCUGAUUUUAUAGUGCCCUCUGUUGGUUAGUCUUUUAAUGUAUGACAAAAAGCAUGCAAAAAUGCAACUUGUAACUGAACAAUGAAGUAAAUGUAACUGUAUAGUAGUUUAAACAUUAAAAAAGGAUUAAAAGAUAAAAAUAAUUACCAGUGCAGAGUUUUUUUUUAAACUUCAGACUAAUUUUAUAAAUUUUGUAGCUCGUUAAUAAAAAUAGUAACUCAGAUAAUAUAAUAGAAUAUGAAUUAUAUUUUCACAUAAGGAACCUAUUGGGUCAUUUUAUGAAAAAAAUCAGUAACUGUGUCUAGCUUGAUUAGAAUCAGCUCAUUUUUGUUUGUACAACAACUUUAUCACAUUUAAUAAAGCCAUGAAAAAUUCUACCUUCAAUUAAUAUUUUGUGAGUUCUUAAAGUAUAGAUAAAGAUCAAAAUUCUAACAUUGGAGCUAGCCACAUUAAAUUUUCAGGGCUGGAAAAUACAUUUAAGUAUUGUUAAAAUUUGUAGGUAGAUCAAAUGCACAACCACACCAAAUGUCACAAUUUAAAGCCAAAGUGUAAUUUCUUUCCUUUUUUCUAUAAACAGCUCUGAGGAUCUAUAUUAUGGGAUAUAUCCUAGAGUAGCAAAACUCCAUCAAUUUAAUGUGACAGACUAACAGACAUGAGCAUUGAAACCUUGGAUGUUUCAUCCUAUAUUUCACAGGAGGAAAGUUCAAAAACUACAGUAUGGGGUAAAUUUUUAAGUAUCAUAUCAUCAUAUUGGAGAGAUACCUGGUCAGUACAAUUUAUAGCAUACACAAUGUCCUUUUUUGUAUUUUCUAAUGUUUUUUUUCUCAUUUUAAACACAAAUGUUGAAGCGGUUGUUUGAGAUUGAGUUAGCUUCUUUUUGACAUAUUUCUUAGUGCUAAAUUGUAAAGGUUCAGUGUUCAUUAGUUCUGCAGUUCCAAGAGUCAUCUUUUUUACUAAUCUUUGUCUUACUUUCUUACUUUUCAGUAAAGACUGUAGGAGUGAGCUAAAUCUGGACAAUGGGCGGGGGUGGUUUGGUGUAUAAAAAAAAUAUAUACUAUUUUCACUUUUUUUCUGUUAGUAAGAUUAAAAAUUAAUACUAGAAAAGUGCAUUAUUGUUGGAAACUUGUUGUUUAAUGCCAUCUAUUCAUUUCCCAACACACAGAAUGUGUGAUUCUAUAUCUUGAACUAAAAAUGUAUAUUCAUGUAUAAAUUUUGACCAUAAUGUAAUGUAAUAAUGUUAUAUGGUU